UUCUUCGUUUUUCUGUGUGUGCGUCGGAGCCGCUAUUACCUUUUUCCGCCGCCCGCUGAACAUGUCGUCGUCGUCGUCGUCGUCCUCGAAGCCCAGCGACCGCCGGUGGAGCUUCGUCCGCGCGUCCGAGUUCUUUAGCGGCGACGGCAAGCCCGACACGCUCGAUAUCCGUGGCAUGACCGCGGCUGCGAAAGGCGUCUCGUCCAAGCGCCAGAAAUUCCGCAUGAGCGUCGUCAAGAACGGCGUCACGAUCUAUGGCUCCAAGCCGUGCCCGAACGCCGAGCACGACCUUGGCCAUGGCCUCUUGGGCCAGCCGGCGCCCGCGACCGGCGCAUCGACCCCGCUGAAAGACCGCGAACGUAUUUUUAUUGAAGACCCGCGCGCGCCGUGCCUCACGAUCGACUAUGGCAACGACACGUACAAGAUGAUGCCGUCGAUCGAGCGCUUCUCGGCCCAUACGGGCGUGUGCCAGAUUCUGGGUACGAAGCUCAUCCGCGGCGGGAAGCACCAAGUGCACGUUGGCGACAUUCUGCGCUUCGGCUCGGUGGGCCUCCUUGUCACGGAGAUUGACACGGGCCGCACGGGCACGUCGGACGCGUCGCUGUCGCCGUCGGACAUUUCCCACCUCACGCAGCGCCUCGUCUGCCUGGACGAACACCAAGGCGACGUGGACAGCGGCGAUGAUACGGACGAGGCCAACGGCAACGAAGGGUCGCAGUGCGACGACCCGACGGCCACGCGCCUCUCGAACCGCAGCUCGUCGGUCGCGAUCUGCUACGUGUGCUACGACGAGAGCGAAGAUGACAACCCGCUCAUUGCGCCUUGCAAGUGCUCGGGGGACACCAAGUACAUCCACCUGAACUGCCUCAAGCGGUGGCACACGAACGGCGACAAGAACGAGAUUUGCGCGGUCCUCGACGAGAGCGAUGCGCGCACGUGCUCGAUCUGCAAGGCCGCGUACCCGUCGCGCGUCAAGAUCCCAGAGACAGGCACCUACGUCUCGUUGCUGCCGGACCGACUGGACGCACCAAGCAUCAUGCUGCAGGUCGUCACAAAGCACUCGUCGUCGACGCUCAACACGUCGACGCGGUACCAGCUCAGCUACAAGACGCUGCUCGGUCUUGAAGGCAGCCGCCCACUCAUGAUUGGCCGAUCGUCGCAGUGCGACCUCGUGCUCAAGUACCGAACGGUCUCGACGAUCCACGCCGAGCUGCACUACUCCAAGGGCGAGUGGUUUGUCAAGGACGCCGGCAGCUCGAACGGCACGCUGCGCUACAUUUACCGCCCGCUCCCGCUCGCCAACAACCAGAUGCUGCACGUCAAGUUUGGCCGCACGGUGCUCUCGAUCAAGCCGACGAAGAAGCUGCGGCUGCCAUCGCUCUUUGGCAUUGGCAAGCACGAGUCGAGCCAGCUCAUCCGCGAGGACGACCACGACGAGCGGUCGCACCACCGUCACAUGGACGAGUCGUCGCGCGCCCGGUCGGUCCAGGGCCGCGCCUUGUCGGCCGACGCGGUUGACGGUGGAAGCCGCCGCCCCGGCGGCUCGAUGAACGCGAUGACGGAGGUGGCUCGCCGCUUGGACCACCUCGACAUCAACAGUAGACAAAGUUAAGAAGCUCUUAAAGUAUGGUGCGUGUUUUCUCAACGGC
Saprolegnia parasitica CBS 223.65 is the source of this 1649-nucleotide messenger RNA. RefSeq lists its product as hypothetical. The record is from RefSeq and is a predicted model, not a curated record. Gene Ontology annotation, molecular function: protein binding; zinc ion binding. NCBI's taxonomy places the organism in Eukaryota, Oomycota, Saprolegniomycetes, Saprolegniales, Saprolegniaceae. The transcript is spliced from 2 exons. Bases 62 to 1612 code for a protein of 516 amino acids.